GGCGUGUCUGACGCUGGCUCCGCCCAGGGCCGCGCGGGGGCGGCGGCUCCCCCAGCAGGGGGCGCUGCUGCAGGCGCGCAGGCGCGGGCGCGCGCGGGGCCGGAGGGCGGGGCUGGAGGCGGAGCUUCAGCAGCUGGAUUUGGGGGCCGAGGCCGCAGCUCCCACCGGGACCGGGCUGGUCAGCGAUGGAGGGCACGGGGCCGGGCAGGGGGACGGCAGCCCCCCCGUGGCUCCGGCCCUGCAGGAGCUGUUCCAGCGCUGCGUCCCCGUCCAGUGCCGCCCGGCCAGCGACGAGGAGCUGCUGCUGGUGCACAGCCCCUCGUUCGUGGCGAAGCUGGAGCCCCCCGAGAGCCCCAGCCCGGGGGGGCCCCGCGGGGCCGUGGGGGCGGCGCUGGCGCUGCUGGAGCAGGUGCUGGGGGGGGCCCUGCGCAACGGGGCGGCGCUCCUCAGCCCCCAGGACCCCCAGGACCCCCCCCCAGCCCGCGGCCGUGGCCGCCCGGGUGGCGCAGAAACAGCUCGGGGUGCAGCGGGUUCUGAUCGUGGACUGGAGCCCCCGGCCCCGGGCGGAGCCUGGCCCGGCUCUUCCAGGAGGACCCCAGCGUUCUGUACUUCGGGGCCCGGCGGGGUCGGGAGCCCCCCCGAGCGCCGGGGACGGCCCCGGAGAGGGGUUCAGUGUGGAGCUGUGCUGGGAGCAGGCCGCUGUCACCGAUGGCGAUUUCGCCGCCGCCGCCUUCCACAUCCUGCUGCCCGUGGGCCUGCAGGGCGCCCUGGGGGUGUCCCCGGCCGGCUUCUCUCUGGUCACCCACCUGCUCUCGGCCCUGGCCCGGGGGCGGCUGCUGCUGCUGCUGCAGGGGGGCCCGGAUUUGGGGGCGUCCCCGGGGGGGGUGGGGGCCGUGCUGAGGACCCUGCUGGGGGACCCCGGGGACCCCCCCGGGCCCAUCGCCCCCACCCCCAGCGGCCUGGCCAGCAUUGCCCGCACGCUGAGCGUCCAGCAGCGCUUCUGGGGCUGCCUGCAGAGCUUCGAGAGCGAGGAGGAGGAAGAGGAGGAGGAGGAGGAGGAGGAAGAAGAGGAGGAGAAGGAGGCAGAAGCAGAGGAGGAAGAGCCCGAGGAUGAAGAUGAGGAGGAGGAAGAUGAGGAGGAGGAAGAGGGGGAGGGGAACCCCCCGGAGCCGCCCCCCGGAGCCCCCGAGCAGAGCCCGGGUGGGGCUGGUGUACGACCCCCGCAUGGAGGAGCACAGGAACACCUGGGACAGCCAGCACCCUGAGGCCCCGCAGCGCCUGCCCCGCGUGCUGCAGCGCCUGCAGGAGCUGGGGCUGGCCCAGCGCUGCCUGCCCGUGCCCGCCCGGCCCGCGAGCCAGCGCCAGCUGCGCGCCUGCCACAC
Molecule: messenger RNA, 1382 nt
Organism: Passer domesticus (house sparrow)
Lineage: Eukaryota; Metazoa; Chordata; Aves; Passeriformes; Passeridae
Product: histone deacetylase 6-like
Exons: 16
Coding region: 186-1265 (359 amino acids)
Source: RefSeq, a predicted model, not a curated record